AUGAAAGAAAUAGAAUACUUAUAGAAUUAAGUCUAUCCUAAAUUACAUACUGCUUUAGUUUAAUUAAUAGAUCAUGUAGUAAAGACAGAGGAAGUGAGAAAACAUUAAGAAAGAUUGAAGAAAAUAAAAAUAUUUGACCGUAUUGAAUAGAAGAAAGUAGAGAAACAAAGAUUGAAAAAUGAAUUAGGAUCUGCCUAUGAAUCUUCAUCUUAGGGUUCUGCAGAGAAUGAUGAAUUUAUAGGUAUGAGUUAAUAACUCAUUAAAAAUGAUGAAUCUAUAUUUCCUAUAAACAACUAAUUAUAAGGUCCUAUUGGAAUCUCAAUAGAUGAUUUAAGUCCAUAAGAUAUAAAAAAAGAAAUAAAUCUUGCAUUAAAUCAAAUUCAAGAAGAUCAAGAUGAUGAGGAAGAAGCCACAGAAAAACAAGAAUUAUAGCAUUUGAAACAGUAAAUGAAGUAACAAAGAGAAGCCUUAGAAUUUAAUCCAUUGAUCUAUUUAGCACAUUUAUUAAGAGAAUUGUAGAAAUGA
Messenger RNA from Paramecium primaurelia, 525 nucleotides. NCBI's taxonomy places the organism in Eukaryota, Ciliophora, Oligohymenophorea, Peniculida, Parameciidae. The record is from the annotation of a GenBank genome assembly.